AGAUUUGCAUGAGAGAUGAAAGCGGCGGAGUGCUUUCGCUUGAAGCUGGUUGAUUACAUGUGCGAUUGUGGUCUGAACGUAUGCAAAUGUGAACUGGGUACAUGUGACUUGGAGUUGAUUUGGAUGUUGUUUAAGAUAGUGUGGGAAGAAGAGCGUGAUGAUUCAUAAAGUUUAUGGUGAAAUGGGAUGGAAAUUCAAGGGUAUUGCUGUGCUGAUAGCGCUGUAACAAUACUCUUUUUCUUGGGUAUUGUGUUUGGAACUUUCGAAAUGUCAUGGGGUUGAUAUCUAGAAUCAUGGUUCAGAUAACUGAUAUUUUUAAAUGCAUUGUUCCGUUGAAUGGUGAUCUAAUAUACUGCCGAUGUAUUAUAUGUUGGUAAACAUUAGUGACAUUUCUCUGAAAAAAUAAAAAAAAUAUAGAAUUUGGUUUGAACUGAGGAAAUACAAUUCCCAGUAUUUUUCCCUUUAAAUUAUGCAAGUGUUAUUUUGAAGCUGAGAAUUAUCAAUCUCGUGGAAGGUUCUACAUGCAUUUUGAUUUUUUGCUGGUAUUCUGGAAAGAAUGGCUAACAAUUCUAUUGAAGAAGUUAAGACAAUUAUCCGUGGACUUCUAGUUUCAUCACCUGUAGAAGUAACUGUGUUGAAAUUGCGUCGUGACUUCAAAGCACAAGAGGGUCAAGAUAUACCCUUUUAUGAAUUUGGGUUUCGUGAUGUCACAACAUUUCUGAGAUCUAUACCAGACGUUUGCAAGGUCUGUAAAAAUGAUAGUGGUCCAUAUGCAAUUGUCAAACUUGUAGAAUCUGUUAAGAGUGCUCAUGUUAGUUCUCUUGUUUUGCGACAAAAAACAACUUUCAAAGGCAAGCGACGACAUUCAAGUUUUUCAAUCAAAGCAAAACCGUCACGUAUGUGUGUCAAACCUGCCAUUGGUAGUUUCAGAAAUAAAACUGGACCAGUGCGUUUUGAAGUUCAAAAAAAUGGAUAUUUGCCAAAAACUGACUUUAGUUUUUCUAGAUACAAUGAAGCAUCAAAUAAAAAUCAUUCCAAUCUACCAGAUCUUCCUGUGUAUAAUUCUGUGCAUCAAGCAUGUAAUGGAUAUGAUAACAAUGUGGAAACAUGGCUGUAUGGUAAUGAAGAGCAAUGUGAAGUGCAAGACAUUUACCCUUCAAUACCUGAUGCAAGUGGAAGUGAAUUUGUGGACCUGGAGCCAAUAGUUGAUCAGCAUUUGCGUGAUAUUUUGAUAAGUGAUGAGGGAUUAGCAUUAAAAGAUGUUGAAGAAUAUUUGAGAGACGUCCUGUCUACUAGUGAAACAAAUUAUAGUGAUUUAAAUGCAGUUAAUUUCGAACAAAUUAUACGAAAUUUACCGUAUGUUAGGAUUCUGGAUAAUUGCAUAUACCAUGAACAGUUCCUGACUUCUGAAUAUGAAGAGUUACUCCCAGAAGAAUCUUUCAACAAACCAGAAAGUCCAAUAGUGGAAAUAAAGGAGCCUCUGGAGGUUAAGAGUUCCAAAAACAGUGAGAAAGGAGAAUUAACAGCCCAUGCCAGUCCAUUUGUUCCUCAAGGGAUUAAUGAAAAAGCUCACAGACUUGAAAGAAAUCUACAUUCUUUAAUGAAAGAUAAUGUACAUGGGAUUCUUGGAUCAGAACUGAGGGAGAAGUACAAGAUGAAGUUUGCAGCUCCGUUAAACUUUCAGAUUUUAGGCUGCGAGAAUACACAAGAAUUAGCAUUUAAAAUGCCUCACAUAUUUAGCUAUGUUCCAUUGGAAAAUGGAGCCUUUAAAUUAUUUCCUUAUGGCUACCCUCUGGAAAGAACUUCAAAAGGAGAAGAUUCAAAGCCAAAGGUGAUGAUACACGUUCCAGAGAUUACCAAAAGGAAUAUGCAAUGGCUUAUGCAAGGGUACCCAAAUGGACUAAAUAGUAAAGAUUUUGAGCAAACAUAUAAGGAUACCUAUUUGCAAGGCGUAGACUUGAAGCAAAUGGGUCUAUCUUCUUUUCAAGAAUUUUUUCAAUGUUUGGAAAAAUUAAAUGUUAUAAAAAUUGAAGUGAGUGGUUCGGAUACUUGGUUGUUUCCUUCUAAUAAUUCUGCAAAUUUAAUAGUUUUUGACAAACCCCUCCCAUUUAAAGAAAUAAUUGAGAAUGAGCAUGAUUUAAAAAAUAUCAAAGAACAAUUUCCUAGGGAUGUUGUUGGUCCAGAUUUGCAUGUUCAGCAAGUUGAAAUUCCUUCUUGGGUAACGAAGGGAUCUCUGAUAGAAGUUCUUGUUCAAGAAGUGAACAAUCCUCAUCACUUUUGGGUAACUUUUUGUGGUGAGCAGUAUUCCCGAGCUCUGGAUUCUCUGAUGGAUGAUUUGCAAGCCUUCUAUUGCUCAAAAAGUCAUAGUUACCGCAUGCCUUCAGAGUUUAUAAGGGAAGGUCAAGAUUGUGUUACACAGUUUGUAGAUGAAUGGCAUCGUGCAAGAGUCACGAGUAUUGUUAGUGCAACUGAAGUUGAAGUUUGUUUUUAUGAUUAUGGAACUAGGAGAAUAGUCCAAAAGAACAACAUACAUUAUUUACACACUGCACAUUCAGCUUUACCUGCACAAGCUAUUCGUGCUGUUCUUGCUAAUAUUGCUCCUGUGGGUGACAAAUGGACUCCAGAUGCAUCAAAGAGAUUCUUACAUUUGAUAGCCAAUAAAGCACUAAUUGGAAUUGUAAUUUCUGCUGAUUUUACUAACAAAUUAUUUUCUCUUUUCCUGUGUGAUACAUCUGGUGAUGAUGAUAUAUACAUUCAUGAAGUUUUGAUCUCUGAAGGUUAUGCUGUAGAAACAGAAUUCGAUUAUAAUGAAAAAGAAUCCAACAAGAUUGAUAUAAAUGAUUUGAAAAUAGAAGGAGCUAACAGUGGAAGUCUCCAUAUGAUGGAAGAGGAAUGUGAAGAGGCGCAACCAAAUGAGAGUUGUGACAAUUUGGAUGUACACAUUGAGUCACCUCGUAUCUUAAAUAGCAUUAAUCAUGAUGAUACUUCUCUUCAGUUGGAUACUGUUCAGGUUCAAAAAUCUCAGAACUCUUCAAGAAUAUCUUCUCAGUCUUCUUUGCCAAAUGCAAUGACAAAGGAUAGCUUGAAUAGUUCACCAUCAGUUUCUAAAUCUUUUUGUUUUGAUGGGUCAUCUGUGUCUUCUGAUGUAAGUGCUUCAGUUGUGAUGAAAACUGAAAAUAAUUCUUUAGGACAUCGACAACAGAGUGCACCUCCUCCUGGUUUCUCCCAUACUUCAAAGUGCGAGAUUGAAUCAGAUGCUAGCGACAGAACAGAAUCUCACACUCGUAGUGUUGUUAGUGGAAACAAUCGGAAUCAACAAAGUGAAACUGAACUUGAGGCAACCAAAACGAAUGCUAGUCAUGAUAUCGAAAGUGAAGAAAGAGACGGUGUUAGAGACACUGCAAAUGAAACAAGUGAUCAUGGUGAAACUGUGAAAGGCAUCAGUUCAGGAGUAAAUGCAAAUUUUUCACACACAAAAGCUCCCUAUUUUCAGAACUAUUAUGCUUACUCCAAUUGGCCUACACUUCCACAAACUUUUCCCAAUUUUCCAGUUAUGCCAUCCUUUCCAUCAGUUAAUACUCUUGCUCCAAUUUCUUUGGCGCCUUUCAAUGUGCCUCCGUUACCAAAUCCAUUGGAGUUUUGCAACAUGUGGUAUUAUGAGCAAUGUAGACAGCAAGCAUUUUUGCAAGGUUUGUUGGGUCAUCAACAGAUGGCUGCCUCAGCAUUUCCACCAUUGCCUCCUGGUUUGUUUUUACCUCCGAGCUAUUCUACAAUGUCGUCUCAAAAUCACAUGAAUAUUUCAGAAGUACAUUCACCUGAUCAGUCUCCAUCUACGAAAAGUAAUUUUAAGGAAAAUUCUUCUGUUGCUCGGGAUGCAUGCAUUAAUACAGCAACACAAACUGAAGUAGCUUCUGUAGAUAAAGGAAGUGAUACAAAGUUGACUCAGGAAAAGAGUACUGGAGAGGUGUCUUCCCUUGAAGCAGUACCAGAGUUCAUCCCGUCUGAUUUCAGUUCAAUGACAAAUGAGGAUGGUAUAUCCUUGUUGAAACAAUGUUCCAGAAGUGAAUUUCUUGAGAGUGAAAAUAAAGAUAGUAAUAAUCGUGAUGUUUCCUCUCAUUUUGAAUCUGCUCUAGAGGAUUCGACUGAAGUAACUUCUAAAGACAUUGUAGAAAAUAGCAUUUGUGGUUCAACCUUCCUAACAAUUGAUGCAUUUAGUCAGGGUAACAAGUUUAAAAAUGAUUUAGGACUUGGUUCACAAUGUAGUGUUUUAGAAGAUUUAACAAAGAAGGCUUCAUCACAUACCAACCUCACUUCAGUUGAUGAUACUCAUAAUUGCAAUGAUUCUCAAAGUAAAAUUGAAAAAGCACGUGAAAGUGGUUAUUUAGACAAAGAAUCUAUUAAUGUAUCUGCUGUGACAAAUACUUGUGUGGAUAGGUCUCUUCUUGAAAUUUGUAAUUUAGAGGAUCAGUAUUGUAAAGAAUUACCUUUACAAAAUAUUCUUGACACACAAAGGGAGUGUAAUACCAAGUCAGCAAGGAAGGAAAUUGUGCAUCAAAUUGAUAGAGAUGUAAAUAAUGUUCACCAUCUUGAAGAAGAAAGUGAGGCUACACAAAUGAAAGGCAGUUCGAAAAUUUCACAAAACGUAUAUAUCAGUUCUGGUGUGAAAGGUCGAUGCACAGAAAUUGAAGAGAAAGAAAUUGCUCAGGUAGAAUUUGUCGAAACCCCUUUUGAGGAAGAAAUUGACUUACAUGAAGAUGACUGUCAUGAACAGGAAAUGAUAGAAAAAGCUCAACAAGAAUAUGUUAUGAAGACCUGUGCUGAGAAUAAUAGACACACCAAUGCAGCUGAAAAUACAUCUAGAGAAAAGAAAGCUGCAAUUCACAAUAAAUUACUUGCAAGAGAAUAUCUUGAUAUGAUUAAAGAGGAGAAAACAAAUAGUGAGGUUUCAAGUGGAAUUCAGACUUCAUUUUGUGAAAAAUAUUCUUUUGAAUCUAGUGAAAAGAAAAAGGUUGGGAAAGGUGAUACAAAGGACUGGUUAGAUAAAUUUGAAGAUACUACUGAUCACCUAUUAGAACAAGAACAUUUAUUAACUGUAUCCCAAGGAAAUUCUUGCAGAAGUUCUGGAAUACCUUCAAUUCAUGAUUCUUUUCAAGAAUCUCAGAAGACUUCUGCAGUAUCAGAAAUGCUGAGUGCUGAGUUGGAAGAUCUUUCAAUAUCAAAUGAGCGUCAAGAUUCAAUUUACUCUAGACAAUUUGUUCAACAGAGUGAAACUUAUCGGGAACAUCCUGGUGUAAAAGCACAAAAACAAGAGUUUCACAAUAAUCUAUCAAAAGUAGAUGAAAGAAUUGCCAAUUCAGUGGGCAAGGCACAGACCAAUCUUUCAAAAGAAGUGCAGCCAGUUAUUGGACCUAAAUUGUCAAGUGAAGUGUCUGCAACCUACAUUUCUGGACCAACUCAGCCAGCAAUGUCUCAAAAUUCACACAUUCUUGCACCAACCAGGUGUCCUGAUCAAUCUAAGGAUAAUGUGUCUGAUACACUACUUUCAUGUCAGACAGCCAGUUGGAGAACAACUUGGAGUUCAGAAGAACUCGGUAGGAAAAGUCUUCAAAGGCCACUUGCUCGAGAUUCAUCAAGGAAUACUCCAUUUCGAAACUCAGCUAACCAAAGUUCAACCAACUGGCAUAAAGAUAGUUCUGGAAAGCGUAUGAUGAGUCAGCAGUUUGUUAAAAAGAUAUAUCUCUGCAGCAAGAAAAUCCAUCAAAUUAACUUGGAUGGAAGACCUUAUGUGCUUACUGAUGAAAUUGUCGAUUACUUUACUCCAUUCAAUGGUCGCCAUGUAAUAUUAAAAAUUUUGGAGGCUCGAAAAGUUGAAAUUAAUUUCCUGGAAUUGUCAAGGAGAAGGCGCCCUGAACUUUUUGAAUGUCUAGAUAAAUCUGAAAUUGUAUGCAGAGGCUUGAACAGAGGCCCCACUGGAAAUGUAAUUGGCAGCAUCCAUAUUGUUCCUUUAAGAUCAGUGCCUUAUAUGUUACGUGCUCUUAAUAAAGAUGAUGAGGCCCUUGCAAUGGAAGUGAAAGAAGAAAUGGAAAAAUUUGAUGCUAGUGAUCCAUAUUGGACUGGAUGUCGUGAUUGAAUUUGAGACUUUGAAGACAUGAUAGUUCAUUUUAUGGUGUGAUAUUUAAUAUUAAUGCAGCUGUUGUGUGUCCUGCAAUUCUUUUCAUUCUGGAGUGCUAUGAAAGCAUUAGAAGUCAGUGAGAAAUUUGUAUUAUAUAAUAUAGGUAGUCCAGUACCUGGUAUUUCUGUUUUUUGUUGAGAAGUUUGGUGCAAGUGUUCAAAGACUGCUUCUUAAUGAAAGAAGCUAAAAGAACAUUACUCUAAUUAUCUAAACAAGUAGUGUAUGUGAUUUAAAGUAUUUAAGUUGUCAAGUUGUAAUAUUUUUUCCAUGUUUUCAUAAAUGCUUAUUUAACUUUUUCAUUCAUGUGAGAUGUUAUAAUUUGUACGUUAUUAAGAUUCCUUUUCUUACACAAUUGUUGUAAGUAGGCGUAUUUAUGGUUUCUUAGCAAGUGUUAAAUUAUAUUAUGGAUGACGUUUAUGACUACACUGUGAUUUUUAGCCUAAAUAAACACUCAUAGCUAUGUAUUGCUUGCAUCAAGUUGCUUGUUUGCCCAAAAACACUGAAAGAAAAGGAAGAAACUGCCAGUAUGGUGUUGUUUUUCGUUUUUUAGUAAAAUUUUUUUCUUUCUUUCUGAUAUUCUCUUGAACUCAGAAAAUAUUAAAAUUUCAGAAUCUCUUUAAUGUGUUUGUAUAUUUUCAAAAAACAGUAAUGCCAUUUAUAUUCAUAUCUUAAUUUAAAAUUGAAGUCUUUAUAUCUUUAGAUUUUAUUGUGCAACUGCAUUAUAAUAUCCAUGUUUAAAUUUAAGUAACAUUUUUUAUUGUUUUUGAAACACUUGUAUAAAUAGUUAUUUCUUAGUUAUGAGCGACAUUGAAUUUACUUUUCAAGAAUUUUGAUAAUUGUAAAGUCUUUCUUAUUUAGGUCCUGCCACCUAUUUCUUUGAUUAGAGUAUGCUAGUCUUUUCUCUUCAAGUACGAAUUGUAACUAGGAAGCACAUUUCUACAGAUUAUAACAUCAUAUAUUUUUUUAUUGAAUGAUAUGCAGUAAUUUAAGAAAUGUAUUUAACAGUUAAGCUUUGUUUAAAACUUUUUAUCUACUGUUUCAUUGAUAGUGAGGUAUCAUUACUCAGGAAAUAAACUUGUUUUUCUAAGUAUUCAAA
Messenger RNA from Gryllus bimaculatus (two-spotted cricket), 7268 nucleotides. NCBI's taxonomy places the organism in Eukaryota, Metazoa, Arthropoda, Insecta, Orthoptera, Gryllidae. The record is from the annotation of a GenBank genome assembly.